This is a messenger RNA of Dinoponera quadriceps, 4475 nucleotides long. RefSeq names its product CCAAT/enhancer-binding protein (gene slbo). NCBI's taxonomy places the organism in Eukaryota, Metazoa, Arthropoda, Insecta, Hymenoptera, Formicidae. Bases 1373 to 2419 code for a protein of 348 amino acids. Gene Ontology annotation, molecular function: RNA polymerase II cis-regulatory region sequence-specific DNA binding; DNA-binding transcription factor activity, RNA polymerase II-specific. The record is from RefSeq and is a predicted model, not a curated record. The transcript has a single exon. Gene Ontology annotation, biological process: DNA-templated transcription; regulation of transcription by RNA polymerase II.
CGCUCGCGGUGCGCGCGGCGAACGGUUGCGCGGCCUGGCAAACCGCAGAAGCUAAUUGUGCGAGCGGGAAAUCCGUACAGGCCGUACAACAUCGAAUGGAAGGAAGGCCACUUUUCGUGCACGCACGGUGUAUGCGUCGCGAGUGCCACCGGGAGAAUCAACCGCCGGAAAACUUUUUCCGCCGCCGCGACGGGGAACGCGUGCCGAAGCGUGAGGACUGGCGAACGAGAGUGAUGGAGAUAUUGAGAGAGGGGGGUGGAGGGGAGAGACGGAGAAAAAGAAAGAGAAAAGAAGCACGACGCGAGAGAUCGAGGGGCGAAGGGGUCGGUGGAAAAGACGGCCGAAAUGCGUCUUCGGGGACGGGGAGGGAAAUAUGGAAAAAGAAUGGAAAUCGGUGGGGAAUGAAAGAGAGAGAGAGAGAGAGAGAGGCUUGCGCAGCAGCGAGCGGAAAAAGUGACGCGUGCAAGAGCGAGAGAGAGUGCGAGCGAGCGAGCGAGUGAUAAAGGGGUCCCGGGUGGCGCGAGGGGGAGGGGGUAACUAGCGAGCGAGCGCCGCGCGAGACGGGGAGAGAGUGCGGCGGACGCGCCGCGGUCGGUCCCUCCGAGAGAGGACCGCUCGCGAGCGGACGGAGGGAAGCGCGCGCGGCGUCGCGUGCGCAAGCGCAGUGGGACGCGCAGUGCCGUCGGCGCGCGCGCCACAUUGAAAGCUUGCGACAUGCUGCGGAGGUGCUCAGUCGCGCGCCAACUCUCACGGGGGUGAUAUCGUCGGGUGUUUUCGCUCAGCUCGUAUUCGUUCUCUCUCUCUCUCUCUCUCUCCGUGUGUCGUAUCCCGAGAGAGGCGAGGCAUAUAGAACUCGGCUGUGCACGUAGGCGUCAGUAAACCGCGUUGGCUCGCGCGAGUACGGACACGCGAGAGAGAGAGCAGACGUGCGUCGCUUCUCGGGCGCGGGUUCUUAAACGAGACACGGCGGCGAACGGAACGCGUGCCCGUCGUCCUCGAGGUGUCGGAAAUACAGUCCGAGGGCCGUCGAGUAAGUACUUGGAACAGUGUCAGAAAGCACGACGCGUGCUUUCGGGGAAAAACGUCCGUUUGUUGCCGCCGGGCGAUAGUGGCGAACGGUGACGGUGUGAUCCUCAGCGUGAAGCAUCGUCCUCUCUUUCCCGGAGAGACGCAGUUACCGCGCUGUCGCGGGAGAGGGAGGCAACGUGCGGGCGGAUAAAUAGACGCUGCUCUCAGGCGGACGUUUACGCGCGCGUAGAGAGAUAGAGAGUGUGCGCGCGCGCGCGCGCACAGGUGGUCUCCGCGGUGAGGAGGAAGAAAUCGCGGCAGGACUCGCGCGCGCGACUCUCCAUUUCUGUGAUGUGCGAGUGAAAUGAUGGACUCACCAGUCAUGUACGACUCGUCGGCUCACCAGGCCCAGGCCCCGGGCGCGGGCGAUCUGAAGAAGGCGCAGGUGCUGAACAACAACACCAGCAGCCAGAACAACAACGCGACGAACAACAACAACUCGGCGCUGCAGGUGAACCACAACCACAGCCAGCAGCAGAACAGCGCGGUGGUGAGCAAGGUGUCCGCCAGCAAGGCGAGCCUGCACCAGCAGUACGCCGAGCACUGCGCCGCGUCCGGCGAGCUGACCGACCUGAACACCCCGGAGAUCUCGCUGGACCUGCAGCACCUGAUCGACGACAACCACUUCAACGACGGGUUGUUGGACAUGCUGGGCGCCAACAACAGCGCCGUCAAGCACGUGAGGACCUACCCUCGCACGACCACCCUCGCCUACAUGCCGCAGCCGGUGCACAGUGGCGCGAGCUACCACCAGAGCAACAACAGCUGCAGCGACAGCAACAGCUCGAGCUCGGAGUCGCCCAGCAUCAAGGAGGAGCCGUUGGACCCGGCGGAUUACCGCCGCCACUGUCCUCAGUAUCCCCCGGCCGGCUACAGUCCGGUGACGAACAGCCCCUUCGUCAACGGCGCCCCGACCUUCACCACCUUGACGCCGUCCACGGUGCCCGGCGGCCACCCGGGCGCGCCGAACGUCCACCAGCCGCCGCCGAGGGGCGGCCCGAUGAAGCCGGUGAUGGCCCACCAGCAUCACGCGGCCGCCAACGUCGCCCGGAAGCAGACCAAGGCCAUCGACAAGGCGAGCGACGAGUACAGAAGACGACGGGAGAGGAACAACAUCGCCGUGAGGAAGAGCCGCGAGAAGGCGAAGGUUCGGUCGCGCGAGACCGAGGAGAAGGUGAAGAUGUUGGUUAAGGACAACGAGAUGCUGAAGAAGAGGAUCGAGCUGCUCACCGAGGAGCUCAAUGUGCUCAGGUCACUCUUCAGCAGUGUCGGCGUCGUGCCCGAGCAGCUGCACCGCGAGAUCUCCAGGCACCUCGACCAGUUCCAGCAACACGCGGUCGGACCCAUGUAGCGCACGACCGUCAAUCUCGUCGUCGCGCAGUCGUCGUGAGAUCUUCGCGCAUCGUCGUUCGACGUCGUCGCCGACGACGACUCGCGUCCCUGGGCGCUAUCAAGCCGAUCCGAUUGCGAGGCGAAGUCGCUUCUUCCGCUCCCUCCCCUCGACAACCGUCUCCGGCCGUGUGUUGUCUGUCUCAUGGUUCUCUGACUUCCUCUCUCUCUCUCUCUCUCUCUUCUUCUUCCUCCUUCGUCUUUCGCGUCGUUCUUUAUCUCUCAUUCGUGCGAUGUAAGCGCACGUGCGUGCCUACCGUCGUCGUUAACACUUAGAGUCGCGAAGGCGCGAGCAUCGGAGAGAGAGAGAGAGUGUGUGUGUAUGUAUGUGUGUGUGUAUGUGAAGGGGGGAGUCGACGUAGGAAGGGUGAUCGAGAAGCGACCUACUCGAGGCAAGCUUGGCGACGACGGCUGAGGAACGCGGUCGACGCGAUGCGCGUGUUGGUAAAGUAAAAGUACCUCUAUCCGCGGGAUACGAGCCCUUCGCUCGAAGAAAGGGAGAAAGUGCCGUCCGGACAUCGAAAAGGGAGAGAGAAAGAGAGACGAGAGGAGGCAAAAAGCGGAGAGCGAUAAAUCGUGGAGAAUCACUCUCGUGGCUCGCGUUGGGUCAUCACGUCGCGAUCUUACGGAGUAAUGUCAUCGUUGUCGAGGAAUCGACUUGAGAAUCGGAGAGAGAGGGAGAGAGUAAAGACAGUCGAAUCUUUAUCUCCUCCCUCCCCUCCGUCAUCCAUUUUUCGUUGUUCGGAGCAGAACGCGUCUUACUUCUCCUCGUCUCAGUCUCACCACCGUUCGUCCCUCCUCUCAGCAUCUUUCGACCGCGGUGGCUGGUCCAACCGCCCUCUCGGGCAACGAGAGCGGACAUUUUUCUACGGUGGGCAAUCGCAACACGUGGGCGAGGAGGGGAAAACGAGCCGAAAAAUCUCCUCGAACGGGGACCUCACGAUGAUUCACGCGAGUAUUCUCACCUUUAAACUGUACACCACGUAUUUCGCAUGUACACGGACGCAUCCAACAUCUCCAACGCGAAAGACACGUACAUACGGCGUUGUACCUAGAUUCGGUUCUUAGUUAACGAUAAAUUAAUGAACUUAGGUUAUCGCCCCCCCUCCCCCCCCCAAUUACAAGUACCUAAAACAGAGGAAAAAGAAGAAAGAGCGAGACCACCGGCGACAGCGACCUGUUAGCCGUCGACGGUGCCUCGAACAGUCGAUAUCAAUCCCCCUUCCCUCCUCCCCCCCAACCUCUCAAUACGUACUCGCUUCCGUGCUCGCUCGCUCGCCACUUUCGGCGGGACGCGGCCGAACAACGACCGAGCAUCCAACCAUGCCCUUGUAUUAUAUACUUUUAGCUCUUAUUAAUUUUAUUAUUAUCGUAUUCGAGAUUUAUGUACAUAAAGAGCUAAUAUAUUUUGUUAGAAAAGUGGAGCGCGCGCAUGCGUGCGCUUGUAUGUGAGUGUACGUACGUAUGUAACAGUAUAUGUGUGUGUGUGUGUGUGUGUGUGUGUGUGUAUGAAAUAUGUGUAUACGAAGUAUGUAUGCGUGUACAUGAUACGAAUGUGCGUCGUGAGACGAAUUGUUGUAAUUGCAUAUUUUAUCAGCGGCGAAAAGUCCACUCGGCUUCUCGAGAAGCGAGGAAAGAUCGAUUCAUAUCUGCGAGCGUUCUCGAGACUUAGCAUGGAGCGUGCGGUCGGGGCGGAACCUUCAGCUUCGCGAUUACCCGGCAGAACCGGCGGAGCCAACGACAGAGGCAGUGGCCGGCAACCGGUAUGUGUGUGUGCACCGUGUUCGUCACGGUAUAAUCGCACAUCAUACGUGCGCGCGCGCGCUCGCGCGCGAUUCAAUUCGCGCGGAGGCGCGCGCGACCGCGUGCGCCCCGGUUUACGUUACGCGACGUGUAUGAAUGCGAUGACGAUGUUACGCACGCGUGCCUUGGUGUAUGACUGACGUAUGUUAGGUACGAGAUUACCUGUCACGGUUGUCUUAUUGUCUAUGCACAAAUAUAUUUUGAUAUGAAACGUG